UCCCAGAGGAACCAGAUCAGCCUUCAGACGUCCUCCAGGUCAGAGCAGAACUGCUUUCACUCCAGUCAUGGCGCCGUCUGGCCCGGUUCUGCUGCUGCUGCUGCUGUCUUCAUUCCUGACCUGCAGCCUGAGCGUCCCGCCGCACCUCGACCUGCCGGAAAAGAUAAAAGAUCAGGGGAUAACCUUCGUAAACGACAUCGGUAAAAUUCUAAACACACUGGAGCCUUUAAUUGCACUCAUACCUGAGGCUGGACCGUAUUUAAGCGUUUUCAUUAAAAUACUGACAAAUGAAGCACAACAAGGAGAAAAAAUAAUCCGUAAACUUGAAGAUGAGUUCAAAACUCUAAACCAGAAGCUCGAUAAACAACUAACAACUAUGACCUGGAACACCUGGGCAAGCGGUCCGUACCAGGAAGCCGAGACUAACAUCAGGUUAGCUUGGAAACAGAUGAAUGAGUUGUUAGAUGUGUGUGAAAAACCCUGCUUUGCCCCAAAGGAGAAAGAGAAAAAUGUGGCUCUGUUCAAAACACUCCAUCAAAGCCUGGUGUUCUCCCCUGAUAAGCUGCACAUGUUGCUGACAACAAAACAACCUUCUUUUAUUAUCAACUUUAGGACUCUCCUUACAGACCAUGUCAGAUGUCAUGAAGAGAGCAUUGUAGGCUUCACAGAACUGAUUUCAGAACUUAUGAUCAGGAGCAACACCAUCAAUCUCUUCUACUAUAAACUGCAUGGGAUCAACAAAGCAGAGGAAAUGAGUCGGAUGACGUUUGAAAUGUUCUCAGUCAUGUCUGAAAUCCACAGGUUCUGCAUUGAAAACCCUGAAAAGUACAUUGAAAAGGAUGUAGUUGACAUGAUUGAUGAAAACCAGAACCGCCAACAGUUGGCUAUGGACAUCAAGGGGUUUUUGGACAAAACAUAUAGCAGGUAUGACUGGAUCGUUGUUGCCUUCAUCACCAGGCACUCAAAAUAUUCAGUCUUUUAUACUAAGUUCCUGAAUAAGCAUUAUUUGGACAGAUUUACUGAGGUGAGCAAAGGGGAGGUCACUGUUGCUGUAGCCAAGCAGACUAAGGGGGAGUACACGAUGGCAGAAAUGGUCAAAGGCAAAAUAAAAAAGUGCAUUGAUGUCAAUACUAAGUGCGAAAAAGUAAUAGAAACACUCAACUCAUGCCCAAAGAUUGAUGGAAGAACGCUAAGUGAAUUUUACUCAGCUGUUCAUGUGUAUGUCGGUAAAAGCCAUGACAGUGCUGACGAACCUAAGCAAGAUGAAGAAGUAGAACAAGACGAGUUUAAUGAUAUAGGAAAUCCUAAUGCCCUGCAGCCGUACAUUUACACAGGAGAGUGCAAGAAAUACAAGAUUUUCAAAGGUGGACACUUUAGAGUUAUGAUCCGAAGCAAUGAAGAUCUGGAUAAGAAGGAUUUAUGUGAAAAUGUGAAAUGUGGUGGACCUGAAAAAGGUAAAUGUGUUCGUUUGAAAAAUAUCCCAAAGGUAGUGUGUGUGUGUAAUGAAGGUUACACAGGUUCUCAGUGUGAUAUUAGCCGCACAGAGUUCCAGGAGGUCAUCAAAGAAGCAACAAAACCCCUGGGUGUGUAAGAUCCACAUCCUCUGGUUUUUUAGUCUGGAUCUGACCUUUUAUCAACAGAGCUUUUUGUUUCCUGGCGUCAGACGUUUUCUGGCAAUGCAGUAGUGAUUCUGAAUAUUAUGGUAUGAAAACAUAAAAUUAUUGUUGAUGGUUAAUUUUGGGGGAAUUUUUUUAUUUCCUGUCUAUUGUGUGAAUUUGUUAAUUAACCAUAAAACUGAACCAUAAAGACCCAUAAUCUGUUUUGAUUAACAGUUCUAACUUCCUGUCAAAUGAUAAUUUUUUGCUUUUAACCAUUUUGAUGCUUCUCAUG
This is a messenger RNA of Poecilia reticulata (guppy), 1890 nucleotides long. RefSeq lists its product as uncharacterized. The record is from RefSeq and is a predicted model, not a curated record. Lineage: Eukaryota; Metazoa; Chordata; Actinopteri; Cyprinodontiformes; Poeciliidae.